Molecule: messenger RNA, 3604 nt
Organism: Sinocyclocheilus grahami
Lineage: Eukaryota; Metazoa; Chordata; Actinopteri; Cypriniformes; Cyprinidae
Exons: 7
Coding region: 283-2124 (613 amino acids)
Biological process (GO): regulation of telomere maintenance via telomere lengthening; telomere capping
Cellular component (GO): shelterin complex
Molecular function (GO): telomeric repeat DNA binding
Source: RefSeq, a predicted model, not a curated record
CUAUUUUCACACAAAGAAUAUUUGCACUGACUUAUAAUGAGCAUUUUGUGCAGUCGAACGACAUUGAAUUAUUCCGUGAUAUUUCUCACUUUGAUGUUCUAUGAGUGAAAGUAAACCGUUCCGUCAUUGACUUCCUAAACGUGCCCGGACAUGCCUAACAAAAUUUGACUUUCAAAUGGAGCUCAUCAUCAUCUUCUCAGCAGAGUCAAUAACUGGAAGUUUCCUGCAUGCAGUAGCUCACAUCAGAUGCUCUGCGCUGAAAGCAGCUGAUGCCUGGACAUCAUGACAGUGUUGAAGACUGAAAGUGUUGCUUUGGCUGGAAUGAGUGAAAACCUGUGGCUGGAAAAAGCUUGCGCUCACCUUAUUCCUGCUUUACCAUUAUGGAUCAUUGAAUAUGCAUGGACUAAACGGAUGACGGAGGUCUUAGAAGUUCUAGGACCUCCAUUAUGGCUAGAAGGUGACUGGCAUCUUCUGACCCUUGAAGAGCCGUGCAGAAUCCGUGUGGUGGAGGCAGAGGUCUGGAGGAUCGUGCAAGCCAGAGACAUCAAGCAUUUUGAGCGAGUCACUGAGUUUUUGGACGUUACUUACACACUUGUGCCAAGACUAGUGACUCCCAUCAAACACAUGAAGAUCAUGUUCGGUCUGCAGACUCUGGUUAUCAUGUGGAUGUUGUGGAAUGACCAGAGCACUGCUAAAAUCUUUGACAAGAUUGAAAACUUUUUUCCUAAAAGCCUCCCAGAGUACCACCAAUGUAGCCGCAGGAACAUGGAUCUGAUGCAGAAAAACCGGGAAGAUUUCAAGUCCUUUGCUCAUGUUCUGGCCAGAGACAGGGAUAUGCGUGAGACUUACAUUCGGGAUUUAAUGGAAGAGCAAUAUGGUGAAUGCUAUGCACAGAAACUGGAGGAGAGACUUUCACACUAUUUGGGAGAGCUAGAUCAAGUCCUGCCACAACCUACGUGUAUUGAACAGUUACUGAAGCAGUCCUAUUCAUAUGGGAGGGGAGAGAAGAUCCUAAAAAAAUUACUUUCAAUUAAAAGUGCCUCUCUAGCCUCAGCUCUGAAGAGACUCCUACGUUGCGCUGUAACAACAAAUCUAAGCCUUGACGACAGUCUCACACCAUCACUUGCAAACACUUGUGAGGAACAAAGGGACGCUGAAGUUGUUAAACCAUCCCAUGGUACCCUCGGUGUAUUUUUGAGGUCAUCUCAGAACAGCACAAAAGAGGAUGGACUCUCACAAAUCAGCACAAACGAGCUCUUUGGUUCUCAGGGCUUGUGGCAAAAUAGAAACACAGAAACCAUUUUACAUCAGGAGAAGAUUUGUGGGGAUGGAGUAAUCGUUACAUCUACUCAGUUGCCAGGUUCUGAAAUAGAUCAGAUUGACUUCAGCCAGUCUCUUCUGGUGGAGAAGGACCUGGUUGGGAGGGAGAGACAGGCGGAGACUCACUCUGAACAGAAGGAAAGUGAGAGGGAUUUUAAAGAGCAGAUGUGCUCCAGACAUGGCAAAAAAAUGAGGAGCAUCCUUCAGGAAUGUUCUGAAGAGCUUGAUGGAGAAGUCGUACAGGCAGAAUGCACUCCCACAUCAACCCAGAGCACUCCACAUCUUCUCCUGUACACACCACAACCUCAAGCAUCUCCAAACAAGCACUCAUUGUCCUCAAACCCAGAUUCAUCCUCUACGAACAUUUCACUGUCCUACAUCCAGCAGGUCAGUCUUUCACCAGUGUCCUCAAAGAAUCCAGUUGCUCCUUCACCUUCAGUCUUCCAGGAGUCCUCAUCAUCUCAGUCCACAGCCUCAAAGCAAUGUGGAGUCAAUGCAGGACAGAUUUUAGCUACUGUUGUCUUCACCGAACCAAGCAGAACCAAUGAACACAAUCUGAAACUGUCCUUAGAGAGUCAAAGCUUCCUCAUGCAGUCCAAGUGGCUUCAACCUCAAGUGUGUCUUAAUAGACUGAGCAGGGAAGAGUGUGCCAGAGCCAUGUAUUCAUACAGAGCCUGUGACAUUGUAGAAGGAGAACAAGAGCAUGAAGGUGAUCAGUACAUGUUAUUUGAUGUAAAUACAUUGUAUUCUGAUUCAUACUCAGAAGAUUCAGACUCUGAUGACCCUGAUUACAAGCCCAACUAAGACUAAAUCAGAGGACAUCAAAGAAAUACUGCAAGCAAAUGUGCUCUUCAUCCGUUUUUUUCUGAUGCAUAGGUACUCGGACACCUAUUUUAGCAUUUUACAUUGAAUGUUUGAAUAAAAUCAAUUAGGGUUGGGAAAAAAUGCAGCUUUUUAACUUUAUUUUUACCUUAUCGGUUUACCUCAUGGUGGCCAAAAUGCUUAAAGCUCUUGAUGGUCAGCAGGUCAGUCUUUCACCAGUGUCCUCAAAGAAUCCAGUUACUCUUUCAUCUUCAGUUCUCCAACAGUCCUCCUCAUCAUCUCAGUCCACAGCCUCAAAGCAGCGUAGAAACAAUGCAGGACAGAUUUUAGCUAUCGUUGUCUUCACAGAAACUGUCCUUAGAGAGUCAAAGCUUCCUCAUGCAAUCCAAGUGGCUCCAACCUUAAGUGGAAGGAGUGUUCCAGUGCCAUGGAUUCAUACAGAGCCUGUGACAAUUUAGAAGAAGAAGAGCCCGAUUAUAAAUGCAUGUCAUUUGGUGUAAAUGCACUGUAUUCUGAUUGAUGCUCAGAAGAUUGAGACUGAUGACCCUGAUUACAAGCCUAUCGGAGAGUAAAUCAGAAGACACCAAAAAGAAAGUGCCAGUUAACGUGGUCUUCAUCAUGUUUAUAGAUGCAUUAACAGUUUACAUCGGAUAUUUGAAUAAACUCACAUUAGGGUUAGGAAACUAUACAGCUUUUUAACCUCAUCGUUUACCUCACGUAGGUCAAAAUGCUUGCCCUAAAGCUCUUGAUGGUCAAUACCAAAAUAUUUGUGUCCUGUAUGUUUUUUGUAAUCAAUUAUUUUAGUCUCCUGUUGCCCUGAAGGCCCUAUAAAGCGUGACUAUAACUCUAAAAUGACAUGGUUUCUGAUGUUGAACACUGUGUGCUGUUGGUUUAGUGACGCAUAUGGUGGGUCAGGGUUAUCGCUGGGUCUCUGGAUGGGGUGCUUUAGUGGAAACAUGUUGACAUGCUUCCUUUGAUUGACCUGGAAAGUUUAUGUAAUGACAGACAUUUUGGAUUAGGUUGUGUGUUUUUUGACUUAGAUUUAAGUGCAACCUUCAUUUGCCUAAAAGGUUGCGUUGACACUACUUUCAGUUUAAAUAGCACAUCAGGGCAGAAGUGUUUUAAGGUUAGUCUUAGCCUCAAUGAUUCAGUGUUACGUGUUGGUUUCUUAAAUAGGUGGUUAUGACAAGUACAAAAAAAACAUGAGAGUUGUGAGUUUAAAGUUCAAGGUUUUUGCCGUGUAAAACUGUUCAUUCUGACGUUUAUUUACCGGACUUCAGUGUAAAUUUGACUUGAUGCUAUUGCAAACUACUUUGUCAUUAUUGCAUCAGAUAUGCAGAACAUGCAGUCUAAUUUAUUAUUUCAGGUAGAAAAAAAUAAAAAGAGUGUUUUGAAUAAUGAUGAUUGUUUGAGUUUGAAAGUGUUACGUAAAUCAUCCAAAUGACAGCAUUUUUUCUUAUUU